AACGGGAGGCCGAGCCUUCUCCCUGCCGCUCACACCCCCUCCUCCGCUCUUUCCACCGCCUGCCGAGCGCUCCUGCCCUGCGCUUCCUCCCGGCUCAUCUCACUUCCUGAAACACCCCUGAAGAGCACUGCUUAUCUCGAUGGCGCUUCGUUAGCCCUCGGGCCGGGGAAGGCGGAGUCCUCGGGCGCAUCUGCCUGGGGAACUAAGUGCCACAGCUCUUUCAGAUUCAGCCCACGUAGGACUGUCCUCCGGGCUCGCGGGAAGCUGGGAUGUGUGGCCGGCCGAGGGGACCAGAACUGAUUGCCCUGUGAUGGGCUCUCCCUAAGGACAGGGGCCGUCGGGGAGAACGCUCCAUUGGCCUCGAGAAGGAAUGGGUGAGCUGUGAGUCUGAGACCGCCACCGCUGCGCCCGGACCUCCAGCAAGAGCGGGCGCUCCCUGGCCCACACGGAUCCUGUUUGCGUGCCUGUCGCCUUGGGGGGGCUCCUCGGGGAAACCAAGAUGGCUGUCAACAGCACCGACCCGUUGGUCAAGAUUUCCUACAUCACCGCAGAGGCUGUCAUCGGGCUCUGCGCCAUAGUGGGCAACAUGCUGGUCAUCUGGGUGGUCAAGCUGAACCCCAGCCUGCAUACCACCACCUUCUACUUCAUCGUCUCUCUAGCCCUGGCCGACAUCGCUGUUGGGGUGCUGGUCAUGCCUUUGGCCAUUGUUAUCAGCCUGGGCAUCACCAUCGACUUCUAUAGCUGCCUUUUCAUGACCUGCCUGUUGCUGGUCUUCACGCACGCCUCCAUCCUGUUCUUGUUGGCCAUCGCCGUGGACCGAUACCUGCGGGUCAAGCUCACGGUCAGACCCAGGAUUCCUGAGACCCCUGGAUACAACUCACCCCUCCAGUGGAAGGCUUGUUUCCACCCGGUCAUGGGGUUCUUCCUUCUACUCUCUGUGACCGUCUUUUCAGAGGCCAUGGUCAUGGACAACAGGGUCAAGGAGAGCUUCGUGCUGGACACGGCGUCUGCCGUCUGCAGCUAUGACGCCCACUACAAGGACCACCCCAAGUACUGGUGCCGGGGCUACUUCCGAGACUACUGCGACGUCAUCGCCUUCACACCCAACAGCACGGGCCGCGUGGCCCUGACGGACACGGGGAGCCAGCUCAUCGUCACCGUGUCCUGCCUGACCAGGGAGGACGCGGGCUGGUACUGGUGUGGCAUCCAGCGGGACUUUGCGCGGGACGACAUGGACUUCACCGAGCUGCUUGUGAGUGACAGCGGAGGAGUCCGCGCCAGUGACUUCUGGCCCGUGAAGGGCCCGGCAGGGAACAGGAGCAGAAGCUGCAGGCCUUCCAGAGUGGUGCACAAGGCCGAUCACUCCAGGAUGUCCAUCCUCGUCUUCUGCGUGCUGGUCACAGCGGUGGGGAUCAUCUCCAUCAUCAGCCACCUGUUCCAGCGGAGGAGGUGUCAGAGAGCCAGGAGAGUAAACGACUCUUUGAAGCCCCUCCCGCGUGUCCUGACCCCAAAGGAAGUGGCUCAAAUUGGACAGAUGCGACUGAAGAUUUCUUUUAUUUAGUUUCUAAGCAAAGUGAGGCUCCAGCAGAAUCACCGUGACGACUGGCCCACCGCUGCAGCUAGGUAAGAGCAGCGGUGGCCAGAGCGGCUACGCCAGGCCACGCCCGCGCAAGGCCAGUCGGAGGACACAGGAGGAGGGGCAGUCUCGGUGUGGGGGCCCUGGAGACCACUUGCAUUGCAUUUGUGAGCCAAUAAAUUUCUAAGCGGUGUUGAACGAGCUCCAAAGUAUGACUAACUUCUCCCGGGA
Messenger RNA from Phyllostomus discolor (pale spear-nosed bat), 1807 nucleotides. Its product is annotated as transmembrane domain-containing protein TMIGD3-like. The record is from RefSeq and is a predicted model, not a curated record. Gene Ontology annotation, molecular function: G protein-coupled receptor activity. NCBI's taxonomy places the organism in Eukaryota, Metazoa, Chordata, Mammalia, Chiroptera, Phyllostomidae. Gene Ontology annotation, biological process: G protein-coupled receptor signaling pathway. Gene Ontology annotation, cellular component: plasma membrane.